GGAAGUAUUCGGCAGACGAGUAACAGUGGUUGAUACUCCAGGCUGGUGUUGGAUUUAUUCAAGAGAAGAAACUCCCAAACUGGAUCAAAUAGAAAUCCAGAGGAGCAUCUAUCUGUGUCCACCAGGACCUCAUGUCUUUCUUCUUGUCAUUCCGUGAUGAAACCAUAGAAUCAAAAAUCAGAGAAAGCCAAGUUUUGCAGUGGAUCCUUCAGCAAUGUGGAAACAGAAGACAUGUCCUCAACAUCAGCAAAAGAGAAGAUAGAGAUCAAGUAGAGAUGCUUUUAGAGAAAAUUGAGGCAAUAAUUGAACAAAACAUGGGCAGACACUGUUCUGUUGAUGAAUAUCAUGGAAAUGCUCUGAGAGAGAGACUGAAAGAUUUCGUUCAAAAAGCCUCAAAAAGGUUUGAUGAAGUUCAGAAACAAAGAAGAAACCUGAGGCUACUGAUUGAAGGUGGAAAAGGCCCUCCUAGCCAUUUGAGAAUAUUGAUGAUUGGUGAAUCCUUUGCCGGCAAGAGCUCAACAGGAAACACUAUUCUAGGAAAAAAUGCAUUUGGUGUUAAUGAAAGAGUUGGAAGAUUGACAACACGCAGUGAAAUAAGGCACAAUUUGGUUGAAAAACAGGUCCUCAGAGUGGUUGAUUCUCCUGGAUGGCUUGACAUCCACACCCUUCAGGACACAAGUGAAAUAGACAAACUAGAAAUAGAGAACAGUGUGAAUCUGUGUUUUCCAGGACCACAUGCUGUGCUGCUGCUUAUUCCUCCAAUAAUCAACUUUGAUUCAUCAUAUCUGAGAUCUGUGCAGGAACACAUGGGGCUGUUUAGAGAAGAAAUCUGGAGACACACACUUGUCCUGUUUACUGUUGGCGACUGGUUAGGAGUGAAGACUAUGGAGCAGUAUAUAGAGAGUGAUGAAGGUCUGCAGUGGUUGGUGAACAAGUGUGGGAAUCGGUAUCAUGUGCUGAACAACAAGGACCAUAGUGAUAAGAUGCAGGUAAAGGAGCUCAUUGAGAAGAUUGAAGAGAUGUGGGCAGGAAAUGAAACUCCUCAUUACGAAGUGGACCUGCACCAGGCAUCACAGAUAGAUGCCAAAAUUAAGGCUGGAGACAAAAAAGCCAAACAGUUGAUGAGGAUUAAUGAUACACAGUCAAGAAUUCUGAAAGAGAUUUAUGAAACUGAGAGAGAUCCACUGACUGACAUCAGGAUUGUUCUGGUUGGACAGAAAUGUUCAGGAAAGAGUAAUGCAGGAAAUCUGAUCCUUUUCAAGGAGGAAUUCAAUAGAACCUCUGUGAGAACUUGGUUGGAAAAGAACUAUGAAGAUCAGAGAACAUAUGCAGCAUGUGUGAAACAUGAAGGAGACUUUCAUGGAGUAAAUGUCUCAGUGGUUGAAACACCAGGCUGGUUCGCUGACCCUGCACCACCUGACUGGAUUAAGGAGGAAGUUCUCCGCAGUGUCUCCAUGUGUUCUCCUGGACCUCAUGUUUUUCUCUUGGUUGUUCCAGUCUCCAGAGCUUUCACCCAGAAAGAUCUCAUAGCUCUGGUGGAGGUCCUAAAGCCAUUAACAGAGAGAGUUUGGAGACACUGCAUGGUGCUGUUUACCUGGGGCAAUUGGCUCAAUGGCCUCCCUGUAGAGCGCUACAUUGCCAGUGAGGGCAAAGAGCUCCAGGAGCUUCUGGAGAAGUGUGGGAACAGAUUCCACAUACUCAAAAGUUUUUAUUUUGAUCCCAUUCAAGUCAAAGAACUGUUCGAAAAAAUCAUCAGUAUGGUAAAACAAAACAAAGGAUGCUUCACAACUGAAGUAAAAAGGAGGACAUUUCAGUUUCUACCUUGGCAAGCAAAACAACGCAUGUUGACAGAAGAGGAGUGGAACAGACGGGAGCAGGACCUGAUUCACAAAAUGACAAAAGCUUUAGCAAAGGAACCAGAGGAACAAACAGAGCCAUCUAUGGAGAUGGCAGAAAGCAAGGAUGGAAGAGCUAUUCCAGACAUGAGUGGAGAUGAUGCCUUAGAAUCUGGGAGCUUUUCAGAGAUUAAUCAUCUAAAAAGUUAUAACAUUGUUGCUGACUGGCUAUCACACACACUGAGACAGUCUGAGACCAGCUCUGGGAUUGGCAGCAUGUCUUCCUCAGUCAGUUAUAUGGAUAAAUCUAAUGAAGAUCUUCAAUAGAUAAAAUUUCUGCAAAGAUGAGUUAAUUCUCACUAGAGAAUAAAGACAAUCCUCUAAACAUGUUCUCCAAUCCUUCAACGAUACACAGGAACUUUCAGAAGCUGCAGUAGAAAAAAAGGAUGGAAGCUAGAGUACCACAAAGGAUGCAUUAUAAAGAUAUAUUCGCUUGGUGGUACACAACACCCGUGUUGAUACAAACACCUGCCCUUGUUCUCACUAAGACCAAGAAAGUAGAGCACAUCACCCCAGUUUUAAAGUCUUUACACUGGCUCUCUGUAUCUCAGAGAAUAGACUUUAAAAUACUUCUGUUAGUCUAUAAAUCUGUGAAUGGCUUAGCACCUAAAUACAUCACAGA
Messenger RNA from Cyprinodon tularosa, 2517 nucleotides. Its product is annotated as GTPase IMAP family member 8-like. Bases 132 to 2162 code for a protein of 676 amino acids. The record is from RefSeq and is a predicted model, not a curated record. Gene Ontology annotation, molecular function: GTP binding. The transcript is spliced from 6 exons. Lineage: Eukaryota; Metazoa; Chordata; Actinopteri; Cyprinodontiformes; Cyprinodontidae.